This is a messenger RNA of Kazachstania africana CBS 2517, 2559 nucleotides long. It is a transcript of the gene PRP5, whose product is annotated as DEAD-box RNA helicase PRP5. Gene Ontology annotation, biological process: mRNA splicing, via spliceosome. NCBI's taxonomy places the organism in Eukaryota, Fungi, Ascomycota, Saccharomycetes, Saccharomycetales, Saccharomycetaceae. Bases 1 to 2559 code for a protein of 852 amino acids. The transcript has a single exon. Gene Ontology annotation, cellular component: nucleus. Gene Ontology annotation, molecular function: ATP binding; RNA helicase activity; nucleic acid binding. The record is from RefSeq and is a predicted model, not a curated record.
AUGACCAACAAAGCAGAAAGUUUCAGUGAAAAAGAUCAGCUUUUGAAAGAAAGAAGAGCCAAAUUAGCCAAAUGGAAGCAGAAAAAGGCACAGUUCGAUCUUGAAAAGAAACAAACGAAAAGCAGUCAACCUGAAGUAAAUGAAUCUCAAAUUACUAACAUUAGACAAGAUGCAUCUGCAGAAGAUAAACUAGCGGCGAGAAGGAAAAGACUUGAAGAAUGGAAGUCAAAAAAACGAAAUAUAAGUGAUGUUAAUAAGUCGGAUGAGCCAAAGAAUAAACGUCCCAAGAAAACUACCAGGAUAGAGUUCGAAGAUAGUGACACUGAAAUUAGUGAACCAGCGGUGGCACUGUUUAGGCCUGACUCCAUUAGUGGGCAGGACGAUGCAGAUUUUACUUUAAAUCGACAAUAUCAUGACGACGUGGAUCCUCUGGAUGCACUUAUGAAUGGCUUAACCGGAGGUGAGGACAGCAAGGGAACUACAUCUAGAGGAGAUGUUUUAGAUGAAACUACUGUUAGUGAUUUUGAUGAUAGUGACAUAGUGGUGACUGAUGAUGAGUUUGAAGCAAAAAACUUCAAACGUAUAGCGAGAAUGAAAUCGUUAAAAAAGGUCACAGAAGUAAAAUAUGAUAAGAACAAUCUGGAACCAUUUCAAAAAGUGUUCUAUCAAGAAACUCCAGAAAUCAGAAACAUGACAGCGGAUGAAGUUUCUGAAUUACGGUUAAAUUUAGAUAAUAUUAAAAUUAAAGGGCAUGGUUGUCCAAAUCCCAUAACAAGAUGGUCGCAGUUAGGUCUCAACACAUCAAUAAUGAAUUCGAUAAAAAAUGUCAUGAAGUUUCAGGAGCUUACACCAAUUCAAGCUCAAGCAUUGCCAGCAAUCAUGAGUGGUAGAGACGUUAUUGGUAUUUCAAAGACCGGUUCUGGUAAAACGAUAUCAUAUCUACUUCCAUUAUUGAGGCAAGUAAAGAGUCAGAGAGACCUAUCUAAUUCUGAAACAGGGCCGAUCGGACUUGUGCUCGCCCCUACAAGGGAAUUAGCUUUGCAAAUACAUGAAGAAAUCAAUAAGUUGAUCAAUGACGAUGCAUCAUUGAAUUGUAUCUGCUGUACUGGAGGCUCAGAACUGAAAGAUCAGAUUUCUUCAGUCAAAAGGGGGGUUAAAAUAGUGGUAGCUACUCCUGGUAGAUUCAUAGACCUGCUGACAAUAAAUUCAGGAAAACUUUUAAGCACAGGGAGAAUAACAUUUGUUGUUAUGGAUGAAGCAGAUAGAUUAUUUGACAUGGGAUUUGAACCACAAGUUACUCAAAUAAUGAAAGCUAUCCGACCUGACAAGCAGUGUGUACUUUUCAGUGCAACAUUUUCGAAUAAAAUACGAAGCUUUGCUAUGAGAGUACUAAAAAAUCCUAUAACCAUAACAAUCAACUCAAAUAAUAUCGUUAAUGAAAAUGUUAGCCAAAAUUUUAGGGUAUGUGAAUCUGACACACAGAAGUUUGAUGAACUAAUAUCCCUUUUGAAAGAAAGAAAUGACAAGCACGAAGCACAAGAAGGUUUUGAAGAGUCGGAUAAUCUACAAGAUAAUAAAACUAUUAUUUUUGUAGCCAGUCAACAGAUUUGUGAUAUAUUAGAGACUAAUUUAGUAAGUUCUGGAUUUGAGAUCUUUUCUAUUCAUGCUGGGAAACCUUAUCAAGAAAGGGUGCUAAAUCUAGAGAAAUACAGACGAACCAGAAAUAGUCUUCUAUUGUGUACUGAAGUCUUGUCUAGGGGACUAAACGUUCCCGAAGUGUCACUGGUCAUUAUUUAUAAUGCAGUCAAGACUUUUGCCCAAUACAUACAUACGACUGGCAGGACUGCUAGAGGGAAUUCAAAAGGUAAGGCUGUUUCAUUUUUAUUGAAAGAUGAAUUAGCAGCUGCAUAUAUCUUGAAGAAAGCAAUGCGGGAACAUGACUUCGAAAAUCAGGAUCCUCUGGAUCUAACACAUCUGAAUGCAAUGAACGCGGAGUUCGAAAAGGGUAUGAACUCUGGGCAAUAUAAACUGUUUUCUGGUUUUGGCGGUAAAGGUCUAGAAAAUAUGGAUACUAAGAGGGAAAAGAAGGAACAAGAAGAGAAAUUGGGAUUUGAAAAUAAUAUAAAAGCAAGUGCCGCAUCCGAAGGAAGCAUCUCUGCUGGGUCUACCUCAAAACCUGUUAACCAACUUUCUACUGAUGAAAUACAAAUGCCUAAAUUAGAACAUAAAAUUGUAAAGACAUCAGAAGUUGAUGGCAGCGUGGUUUUUAGUGCAGAAGUUUAUGUCAAUGAUCUACCGCAGCUUGUAAGAUGGGAAGCUACAAAAAAUACAACGUUAAUGUUCGUGAAGCAUGAAACAGGUUGUAGUAUCACAAACAAGGGUAAAUUUUACCCGGAAGGCUCAAAGCCGAAGAAUGCAAGUGACGAGCCAAAACUGUAUCUUCUCAUAGAAGGCCACGAGGAAAAAAGUGUCAAAUUGAGCAUUGAACUUCUUGAAACUAAGGUUAAAGAAGGUAUAAAGAAAAUAGAAUACCAAACAAUUAAGAGCAAUAAGUAUUAG